AUGUCCUCGGCUUGCGCCAGGUCCUUCCUCGUCAGUCUCGAUGCGGCGUGCCAUUGCACGUGCCUCAACAUGCUCAUCAUGCUCGGUACCCCAACGAGUAAACCCGCCGUGAUGCUUGCAUACCCACGUCCCGCCCCUUCAGUGCCUCCGCCCGUCGACGCUCGACAUGGCAUACCCUGCCCCCCCCAACCGCCCUCCUACCACCCCGCCUCCUCCUCGACGACGGACCUUGCGCUCUCCGAACAGCUUCGCGGACUCAUGCGCCUCCUCCCGCAUUCUGUCGUCGUCUGCACAGCGACGAAUCCCGCCGACAACAUACCGCGCGCCAUGACCAUGUCUUCCCUCACCUCAUUAACACUACACCCCACGCCCCUCGUCACCUUCAACGUCGCGACACCGAGUCGGACGCUGACCGCCGUCAAGGGCGCGCGGCGCUUCAAUAUACACGUCCUGCGCGGCGGCACCGACGGCGCGGCCGUCGCAGACUGGUUCACGCAAGGAAACGCCGAGGGCCAGCACGUGUUCUCCGGCCUCGGACGCGAAGGACCCCCCGUCACAGCCGACAUGCGAGGCGAGGCACCCAUACUCAGGGGCGAAGGCGUGCUCUAUAUUUUGCGGUGUCGGGUGCUCGACGAUGCGCCUGCGCAGGGGCUCGUGAGGGUGAGGGACCACGUCAUUGUCGUGGGGGAGGUUGUCGAGAUUAUCAAGGGGGAGGAGGACGGGGAGGAUGAGUUUGGGCUCGUGUACGCUGAUCGGCGGUACCGCUGUGUUGGCGAUGGGAUCGUCAAGGGGGGGAGUGAGUAG
Molecule: messenger RNA, 804 nt
Organism: Verticillium alfalfae VaMs.102
Lineage: Eukaryota; Fungi; Ascomycota; Sordariomycetes; Glomerellales; Plectosphaerellaceae
Exons: 2
Coding region: 1-804 (267 amino acids)
Molecular function (GO): riboflavin reductase (NADPH) activity; FMN binding
Source: RefSeq, a predicted model, not a curated record